This is a messenger RNA of Procambarus clarkii (red swamp crayfish), 543 nucleotides long. NCBI's taxonomy places the organism in Eukaryota, Metazoa, Arthropoda, Malacostraca, Decapoda, Cambaridae. The record is from RefSeq and is a predicted model, not a curated record.
AUGCUGCGGCGUCGUCGGCGUCGUGCUGCGGCGUUGUGCUGCAGCGUUGUCGGCGUCGGGAGGCGGCAGGAGACGUCAGGUGCGGCAAAAGUCGUCAGGCGGCAGGAGACGUCAGUAUCGUGUGAUGACAAUACCUUGGGGACCUCAGUAGCAUGUAAUGAAAAUACCCUGGGGAAAUCAGUAUCGUGUGAUGACACUACCCUGGGGACCUCAGUAUCGUGUGAUGACACUACCCUGGGGACCUCAGUAGCAUGUGAUGACAAUACCCUGGGGACCUCAGUAUCGUGUGAUGACACUACCCUGGGGACCUCAGUAUCGUGUGAUGACACUACCCUGGGGCCUUCAGUAUCGUGUGAUGACACUACCCUGGGGACCUCAGUAGCAUGUGAUGACAAUACCCUGGGGACCUCAGUAUCGUGUGAUGACACUACCCUGGGGACCUCAGUAUCGUGUGAUGAUACUACCAUGGGGACCUCAGUAGCAAGUGAUGACAAUACCCUGGGGACCUCAGUAUCGUGUGAUGACACUACCCUGGGGACCUCA